UGGCACUUCGGUUCCGUGUGUCGCUCGCGUCAGUACUGCGAAAGCUUCAAAACAAAAUUGUGCUUGGCGACGGUGGUUUAACCGAAUUUUAAACUGAAAUGAUCGAGGAACACGACGAACGCGAGACAAUAUGCGACUCAGUGAAUUCACUGGUGGAAGGCUGCCGUUUGCCGGUCAGGAUGCACAGCACGGAUGAUUGGCCACUUGCAGAAAUCAUCAGCGUUAAAGAAGUACAAGGCGUCAAGUGCUAUUAUGUUCACUAUGUGGACUUCAACAAACGAUUAGAUGAAUGGGUAAUGGAAGAUUCUCUGGACACUAGAAAGGUCCAGUAUCCUCGUCGCGAGGGAACAACAGCGCCAGGAACAGGCGCUGCAACCCCGAAAAAGCAGGCCGUCAGUAGACCUCCUAGUCCUAGUAGCGUUAGCAAUGAGCCAGUUAAUGGUAAUGCCGUGCUACAAGCAGCACUGCAAAAGAAAAUGUCUAGGAAAAGAAAAGCGACCUUUUUAGAAAACGAGGAUUCUCAAGACGCCCCUCCACAAACGCCGGGUCCUAGGCCCACUGGCUCCCUAGUCGCGCAUCAUCACGACGAUGUGGUCACGAGGAUGAAAAAUGUAGAACUAAUUGAAUUAGGUCGCCAUAAAAUAAAACCAUGGUAUUUUAGUCCAUAUCCGCAAGAGAUGGUAAAUUUAACUUGUAUAUAUAUUUGUGAAUUCUGCCUAAAGUACAGAAAGAGUCGAAAGUGCUUAGAAAGGCAUUUAGUCAAGUGCAAUCUACGUCAUCCACCUGGGAACGAAAUCUACAGGAAGGGAUCUAUAUCAUUUUUCGAGAUUGAUGGCCGCAAAAACAAAAGUUAUGCGCAAAAUCUUUGUCUACUGGCGAAGCUAUUUUUAGAUCACAAAACCCUAUACUACGACACAGAUCCUUUUUUGUUCUAUGUAAUGACAGAUUUCGAUAGCAGAGGGUUUCACAUAGUCGGCUAUUUUUCGAAGGAAAAGGAAUCGACAGAGGAUCACAAUGUAGCAUGUAUUCUUACACUGCCACCAUACCAGAGAAGAGGUUACGGCAAGCUUUUAAUAGAAUUUUCAUACGAACUAUCAAAAUUCGAAGGAAAGACCGGCUCUCCCGAAAAGCCGUUAUCCGAUUUGGGUUUACUUUCAUACCGAAGUUACUGGGCUCACACGAUACUCGAUAUUCUGCUGACUGUAAAACCUGUUGUAGAGAAUGAGAAGCCGCAAAUAACGAUAAGUGAGAUCUCCGAAUUGACGUCAAUAAAAAAAGAGGAUGUGAUAUCGACUCUACAAAAUCUGAAUCUCAUUAAUUACUACAAGGGACAAUAUAUUGUAACGUUAAAUAGGGAAAUUAUCGAACAACACUCGACUGCGAUGGAAAAGAGACAGAUCAGAAUAGAUCCUAAGUGUUUGCACUGGACACCGAAAACUGGAGUGUUAGGGCCAAAUGGUGAACUUAGUUCGAAUUGACAAUAAAACAACGCUGAUUCAUCUUGAAAUUAUUUUUCAGACAUUUUGAAUGCGAGUACAGUUAAAAGGUGUAUAAAAAUUGUACAUAUAUAUGUUAAUUUACGACGGAGAUGGUCUAGCGUUUUAAUAAGACUAUAUCUGACGUUAUGUACGCUUAUUGCAAUGCUUUAGAAACUUGUCGACACACGCAGAUCUCAGUUAUAGAGCUAAGAUCGUACUACGCGAGUGCUCGCGGAUUUUACCUGACGGAAUAUUUCCUCUAACAAAUGUAUACCUUAAAAAUGCAAUGUUUUAAUAUAAUGAUUAGACUUUUUUUUUAAAGAUUCACAAACAGCUGUCGUGCAGUGGUCGAAUUUGUACAGAUAAUCUAUCGUUCUUGUAGAAUUGUAAAUAAAUGUGAAUUUUAUAACAUACAAUUUCCCCAUGCUCAAAUGCAUUUAAAUUUGAUAGAGAACUGUUUGUACAGAUCCAAUCAAUAGAUUACUAUUUGUAACUCGAUUUUUAGAAUAUACAGAUAAAUGAAGACAUGUAUUACACAUACACACACAUAUAUAAUAUCAUGUGUAUGUAAAUAUGUACACAUCUUUUUCAUGUAAUUUAUUGUACAUUUUCUUGACGUAUAGAGAUGACAUCAUAGAUAGUUACGAAUAUUACAAAUUACAUAAAGUACAUAGUACAUCAAUGUAUUUAUGACGAUUCAUGCAAAACUUGUAGAGAUCAUAUAUAUAUGUAUAUAUAUAUAUAUAUAUAUAUAUAUAUAUAUAUAUAUAUAUAUGUAUAUAUAUAUAUAUAUAUAUGUAUAUAUAUAUAAAGCAAGUUUAUUUUAAGAACUAUAUUUCUUCUAAAAUUCUUAAAGUGAAUAUUUUUGGAUGGGGAGCUGAAUUGACACCGUGACAAAUUGUUACACAAAAGUAAAAAGAAAUCGCAAAAAUUAAAUGUAAAUGAUUUUCUACACUUCUAAUUAAAACAAUUUAAUGCCGUCCGGUAUUUAUUUUUUAUUACAAGCCAAAAAUGGAAUUUUUGUAUGUUUUACCAAUAGUAUAAUAUAGUUUGUGUGUUAAAUCAUGCUCCCUGUGUAAGUCGAUAUUAAUUUUCAUUUUGUAACAAGAAAACCAGUUACCAAUAUAAAAUAAAUUUCAGUUCAAUUUACCAA
This is a messenger RNA of Solenopsis invicta (red fire ant), 2631 nucleotides long. It is a transcript of the gene Tip60, whose product is annotated as histone acetyltransferase Tip60. Gene Ontology annotation, molecular function: histone acetyltransferase activity. Gene Ontology annotation, biological process: regulation of DNA-templated transcription. The record is from RefSeq and is a predicted model, not a curated record. Lineage: Eukaryota; Metazoa; Arthropoda; Insecta; Hymenoptera; Formicidae.